AUGGACCUCAUACGCCGCAGAUCAGCUCCUCGAACCAACUCGUUGGAGAGUGCGCAAGAAAAGGGGGCGACCGUCGAGACAGUCGAAGAGGUCAAAAUUAAUCCUCCUCGGAAAUUUAGCACGAAAUGGAUGAGGCAGACGUGGGACAAUGCGGUCGAACGCGGAAAGUGGCCAAGGAUUGGAUACAUCGCGUUAGGUCUAGUCAUUGUGGCGGCGUGGACGGCUAUCAUGGUUGGUUUCGCUCACGAUGAAGUCUUUUGGGCAACAGUGAAUAUGGAAGGGAGUGCAGGGGGAAAGUCUGUCAACAAGUCUGAGCACGACCUCUACAUAAAAGGAACACUCAAACGGUUUGACCCUGUAGAGCGUAACCUUCGUAUCUCGUGGUCGAUGGUAUAUGUCGGAAACGACAACAAGACUUUCCUCCCACUAGGCGACAGGAAUGAGAGUGCAACUCUCAACGUCUACCGUGAUGUCAAUGCCACAAAGGAGGAUAGGCCAAUACCAGAGCAGUACCAGGAGUUCCAGAAUAGCUUAUGGCGUGUGGACAAUAUUACACUUGCCCCAAUAGCUGUUCUCGGAAUGCACACAAGCGACUCGGUGGAUACACAAAUUGAUUUCACACAAGCGGAACCUGGUUCACCAUGGCGACAACCACUGUAUGGGUAUCCGUUUGACGUUUGGACAGGGUCCAUCACAUUUGUCUUUACAGAUAGAAUUUUUGCUGGAGAGCUUAACCUCACUAAUUCGGCUGUUGUUGCUGUCCAGGAGCAGUCCUUGCUGACAGUACUUGUACUGAAUUGGCGGAUCAGCUAUACGGACAAGCUGAACUGUGACGUUGACGAUCCCGGAUGCGAACUGCAAAUCGACUUUACAGGACGCCGCCCGGGGCUCGUCAUUUUCGCAACCAUUAUCGCCGUGAUUGUCAAUUGGCUUACCACGAUCGGUAUCUUCUUCCUUACAGCGGAGGCGGUUAUUAUGCGUCGCUACUAUAUUAUCUCGGAUACGGACCUUCUCGGUGUCGCUGUCACAGGCAUCUUCGCGCUUCCAGGUCUGCGCGCCAUUUUGCCAGGAGCUCCCGACUUUGGUGCGAUUAUUGACUUGAUCGGAAUCUUGCCAAACGUUGGUCAUCAUCGUUUCUUUGUGCACGGUUACUAUUGCGGUCUCCAAGGUCUUCAAGAGGAGGCCGAAUAA
Molecule: messenger RNA, 1191 nt
Organism: Serendipita indica DSM 11827
Lineage: Eukaryota; Fungi; Basidiomycota; Agaricomycetes; Sebacinales; Serendipitaceae
Source: the annotation of a GenBank genome assembly